This is a messenger RNA of Perognathus longimembris pacificus (Pacific pocket mouse), 2644 nucleotides long. RefSeq names its product kelch like family member 24 (gene Klhl24). The record is from RefSeq and is a predicted model, not a curated record. Gene Ontology annotation, molecular function: protein binding. Lineage: Eukaryota; Metazoa; Chordata; Mammalia; Rodentia; Heteromyidae. The transcript is spliced from 10 exons. Bases 357 to 2159 code for a protein of 600 amino acids.
AGUGCACUGCGCUGCUGGCCGCUGCUGCUGCUUCCAGCCCGCGCUGAGAGGUGUGGAAAUUAAAACAACACAAAUAUUUUGAAUGAAGUUUUGACCAACCAAAUGCUGACAAGGCCUAGAGAGUCCUUUAACAAUAGUCCACUGCUGCUGCUGAUGGGAGCAUCAAAAAUAAGUAAAUUCAGUGUGAAUUGCUAAAGUUGGAAACAUCUAGUGAAUCUUGACACUAGACUAUCAGAAGCAUUAGAGUGAUUAAGAAGAGAACAAAGAUAACAUGAAAAAGAGAGUAUGUAAUAAACCACUUAAAGAAGAUCUCUUCCAGUCAUUUCUCAACAAUUAUAUAGUCAACUGAUGUAACAAUGGUACUAAUAUUGGGACGCAGACUAAACAGAGAGGAUCUUGGGGUACGUGAUUCCCCAGCUACUAAGCGUAAAGUUUUUGAAAUGGACCCCAAAUCUCUGACAGGUCAUGAGUUUUUUGACUUCUCUUCAGGAUCAUCCCAUGCUGAAAACAUACUCCAGAUAUUCAAUGAAUUCCGAGACAGCCGCUUAUUCACUGAUGUAAUCAUUUGUGUGGAAGGAAAAGAGUUUCCUUGCCAUCGAGCUGUCCUCUCUGCCUGUAGUAGCUACUUCAGAGCUAUGUUUUGCAAUGACCACAGGGAAAGCCGAGAAAUGUUGGUUGAAAUCAAUGGCAUUUUAGCUGAAGCUAUGGAAUGUUUUCUGCAGUAUGUAUAUACUGGAAAGGUGAAGAUCACCACAGAGAAUGUCCAGUAUCUCUUUGAAACAUCAAGCCUCUUUCAGAUUAGUGUACUCCGUGAUGCAUGUGCCAAGUUCCUAGAGGAACAACUUGAUCCUUGUAAUUGCUUAGGAAUCCAGCGCUUCGCUGACACCCAUUCACUCAAAACACUCUUCACAAAAUGCAAAACCUUCGCAUUACAGACUUUUGAGGAUGUGUCCCAACAUGAAGAAUUUCUUGAGCUUGACAAAGAUGAACUUAUUGAUUAUAUUUGUAGCGAUGAACUUGUGAUUGGUAAAGAAGAGAUGGUUUUUGAAGCCGUUAUGCGUUGGGUUUACCGUGCCGUUGAUCUGAGAAGACCAUUGUUACAUGAGCUCCUGACACAUGUGAGACUCCCUCUGUUGCAUCCCAACUACUUUGUUCAAACAGUUGAGGUGGACCAAUUGAUCCAGAAUUCUCCUGAGUGUUACCAGUUGUUACAUGAAGCAAGACGGUACCACAUACUUGGCAAUGAAAUGAUGUCCCCAAGGACUAGGCCACGCAGGUCCACUGGCUAUUCAGAGGUGAUAGUUGUUGUUGGUGGCUGUGAACGAGUUGGAGGAUUUAAUCUCCCAUAUACUGAGUGCUAUGAUCCUGUCACAGGAGAAUGGAAGUCUUUGGCUAAGCUUCCAGAAUUUACCAAAUCAGAGUAUGCUGUUUGUGCACUAAGGAAUGACAUUCUUGUUUCAGGUGGAAGAAUCAACAGCCGUGAUGUGUGGAUUUAUAACUCACAGUUAAAUAUUUGGAUCAGAGUUGCCUCUCUAAAUAAAGGCAGAUGGCGUCACAAAAUGGCUGUUCUCCUUGGUAAAGUAUAUGUUGUUGGAGGCUAUGAUGGGCAAAACAGACUUAGCAGCGUAGAGUGUUAUGACUCCUUCUCUAAUCGAUGGACUGAAGUUGCUCCCCUUAAGGAAGCAGUGAGCUCUCCUGCAGUGACAAGCUGUAUAGGCAAAUUGUUUGUGAUUGGUGGAGGACCUGAUGAUAAUACUUGUUCUGAUAAGGUUCAAUCUUAUGACCCAGAAACCAAUUCUUGGCUACUUCGUGCAGCUAUUCCAAUUGCCAAGAGAUGUAUAACUGCUGUCUCCUUAAACAACCUGAUCUAUGUUGCUGGUGGACUGACCAAAGCAAUAUAUUGCUAUGAUCCAGUUGAAGAUUACUGGAUGCAUGUACAGAAUACAUUCAGCCGACAGGAAAACUGUGGUAUGUCUGUGUGCAAUGGUAAAAUAUAUAUCCUGGGUGGAAGACGGGAAAAUGGAGAAGCCACAGACACCAUCCUCUGUUACGAUCCUGCAACAAGUAUCAUCACAGGGGUAGCUGCAAUGCCCAGGCCAGUGUCCUAUCAUGGCUGUGUGACUAUUCAUAGGUACAAUGAGAAAUGCUUUAAGCUCUAACACCAGAAUACCUCACCAAGAAGCCACACUGAUCCAAGACAAGAGCAUUUUAAAACUCCUGGUUGGGAACUUGACUUAUCCCCAUUGUGCCAUAUGUAAAAAAAUAAGCCCUGUGCCUCUCUCCCCCAAAUAUCAACUCUUCAGACUAUAAUAAAGCCUUUCAGGUAACUGAAAGUACAUUGUUGUUGUUAAGGAUAAUGGUGGCUGUUGCUUGGCCUUGGGAGUGUAUGUUUAUAUUUUAAAGAAGCAUAUGUGGACUAAGAAAUAAUGUCUGCAUAUUUUUAGGAAUUUGUCUAUGUUUUCUUCAGUUGUGUAUGUUUAUCUUUGUAAAACUGCAUAUUCUUUUUUGUUAUUGUUGUUUCAUAUGCAGAGAAACCUGCUUGUCUGAGGCUUCAUUUAUGUUAAUCACCUAAUGCUAAAAAUGCUUAGCAUUCUGAGAGGAAAAUCAAUUUUAAAGAAUCUUUGUUGGGGCUGGGAACAUGGCC